GAUUUGUUUUUGUUCCUAUACGUGAAGUAUUGAAUAUUUGCAACUUAUUAAUUAAAAUACUACCAUGUCUGAUGACGAAUUUCAAGAUGCACACGAGGGAGACGUUGGAGUGAAGGAAAUAAGUUCUAUUCCUGUUAGUAACUCGGGAAGUACGGAUUCCGUUACAUCCUCGAAGAAGAAAAACAAAAAGAAGAAUAAGACUAAGAAGAAGAAUAGUAAUACCAAGAACGAUACGAACUCUACUAAUAAUGAUAAUAAUGACGUGGAUCCCGACAUUUCAAGACAGGAGACUAAAGAUCAAGAUGAUAGAAAGACAGACUUUCAAACUGAAGGAGAAGAUGAAGAUCUUAAUGAAGAGCCAAGAGAUAAACUUGACGUGUCGUCAGUAAGUGAGAUUGGAUCUUCAGUAUAUGACGAGGAAAACAGAUUUGAGUCUAAGGAUGAAUUGCCAACCAGCACGAGAGAGGAAGAGGUGAAUGGAUCAUUGGAGGUACCAGCUGAAUUAACAAUUGAAGUUCCAGAUGAUCCAGAUGAUCAUGAUGAUGUAUCCUCUAUUGCUCCUCUGCUAAUGACACCUCAAGAGUUAAUGAAGCCAGAAAUUGGUGGUACUCAUGCUGAACGUGGGGAUACAAUUGAAGGUGGUGGUGAAGAACAAGAGGAACCUUCAACGAACCCUACAUCAAAUGAUAAUAGUUUCACAUCCCCACAACUUCCAGAUCGUAAGCCCAUGUUAGAUACAAUCAAAUUGGACCUUGCCCCUUCCGCAGAACCAAUUGACAGUUUGAGUGUAUCAAAAAACUCCGGGAAGGGAGGCCACCGUGUCGAAAGUGCCAAUUUCUUACUUGAAUCCAAAUUCAGUGAGUUGGAUAGAGAAUUCCAACAGAAAGAUUCCAAGGCCAAAGAACUGAUCAAUACCGGUACUCAGAGUAUUCAAAAGACAUUCAAUGACAUCCAAAAUACUGUUGGAGGCUUUGGAGAUAUGUUUGGAUACAAGAUCGAUUGGGAAUUCUGGACCAGAGUGGUAAAUGAUUAUCAAUCUGUUGUUAUGAAUGAACCGAAUGAAUUGAAUGAUGCUAUUACCAGGGGUAUUCCUAAAGAGUUUAGAGGCAUUAUUUGGCAAUUAAUUGCCAAGGCUAAGAAUUUCCAAUUGGAAGAAUUUUAUUUACAUUUGAAAAGUGAACAUUCAAUUCAUGAAAAGGCAAUUAAGAGAGAUUUAACUCGUACUUCAUUUUUCACCAAUGUUGAACAAGUUGGUAAAGCUGAAGAAUUAUUUAAUGUGAUCAAGGCUUAUUCUUUAUUUGAUCCAGAUGUGGGAUACACUCAAGGAAUGAUGUUUGUUACCAUUCCAUUAGUAAUGAAUAUGACUGAUUCUGAAUGUUUUUGCUUUUUGGUUAAUAUCAUGAAGGAGUACAAUUUAAGAAGUUUAUUUUGUCCUGAGAUGAAAGGAUUACAUUUACUUUUGUAUCAAUUUGAUCGAUUGUUGGAGAUGUAUUGUCCCAAAUUAUACAACCAUUUGGUUAAACAAGGGAUUAAAUCAUCAAUGUAUGCUUCACAAUGGUUUUUAACCUUUUUCGCAUAUAAAUUUCCAUUGGAUAUGGUUUUAAGAAUCUAUGAUAUUAUAAUUACUCAAGGUAUGGAAUCAAUUUUGAAAUUUGCUCUUAAUUUAAUGAUUAAAAAUGAAUCUAAUUUAUUAGCAUUAAGAUUUGAUAAAUUAUUGGAAUUUUUAAAGGAUAAAUUAUUCAAUUAUUAUGUCAAUGAAGAAUAUGUGAAUGCGCCAGCAGAAAAGACUAAUCUUCGAUCCACUAGAACUGCCAGUGUUUCUAGAAGAUUUUCCUUACUUGGGAAACGUAAUACCAUUGGACAGAUUGCUAGUGGAGGAAAUAAUGGUAAUGGAGCUAAUGGCUAUUAUAAAUUAGAUCAAUUAGUAUCUGAUGCAAUGGAGAUCAACUUUUUACCACUGGAUUUGAAGAAAUUUGAAAAUGAAUUUAAUACAAUUUUCUUGAAUGAAAAGGCUAAAGAAAAGGAAAUUGAAGAAAUUAAAGUGGAAAAUGGUAAACUUAGACAUGAAAUUAAAUCUUUGGAACAAGAAUAUACCAAUUUACAACGGGAUCAUGUUGAUAUUGUUCAAGAAAUGGUUGAUAUCAAGGUAUUAUUACCAGAAGUUGUUAAUGAUAAUUCAGAAUUACGUGAGAUAAUAGAUAACUUACGUUGGGAUGUGAAAGAAUUAGAAUCUAAAAUUGAUGAACAAAAGGAAGCAGAAAAACAAGCAGCUAUGGCUUCGACUGGAGGUAUGAAAUCUCCAGGAAUCCCUUCUAAUAUUGAAGAAGAUAUCAAUGAAUUACUUGUUAUCAAUGCCAAUGAAACCGAGAAAUUUGCUAAUCUUGAAGAAGAAUUACAAACUUUAAUUUAUGAAGAAAAUGAAUUGGAUAAGGAAUUGGAAAAGAAUGGUGGUAACAAAAAAUGGUUUGGAAGAUGGUGAGGAAUGAUGUAAGUAAGAAGAUGAAGUUAACGAAUUAAAUAGGACAUAAUAUCUACAAUCAAUUAG
This is a messenger RNA of [Candida] anglica, 2545 nucleotides long. NCBI's taxonomy places the organism in Eukaryota, Fungi, Ascomycota, Pichiomycetes, Serinales, Debaryomycetaceae. The record is from the annotation of a GenBank genome assembly.